Messenger RNA from Cladocopium goreaui, 1080 nucleotides. Lineage: Eukaryota; Dinophyceae; Suessiales; Symbiodiniaceae. The record is from the annotation of a GenBank genome assembly.
AUGGGCCGCCGGCGCCCGGUGAUGCUGCUGGCCAGUCUGUUUUCUGCAGCAGGAUUUUUGUCGCUCUACUUCUGCAGUCGCUAUGAAUGGCCGCAUCCCUUCCUCAUGUCCUUAGCCUUCACCGAGACGGCGCUCAAUGUGGCCUACGCGGCGCAUGCGGCGUUGCCGGCAGAUCUAAGAGCUCCGGAGACGGAUGUGGAAAAUCCAGGAGACACCGAAGCGGACGCAGGUCUCAUUUCAGGCAUCAUGGCCCUUCAUUCCUUCAUCGGCGCCGUGUGCGCGGUUUGCGUGCUGGAUGUGGCUAAAGGCUUUCCACUGUACAGCUUCUACCAGUUCUAUGGCGCUGCCGUGGUGGUGAUUUGCAUUUUAGUAAGCUGCGUGGCUAAAGAGGAGCCUUCGUCCAAUCUCCAGUUGCCCAGUGCAGGUGAGAUUGCGGCGGCCUACACCAUGGACCGUGCAAGAGACAUGGAUUUCUUUUGGGUGUGUUAUGGGCGUCUGCUGUUCUACACGAGCCAAUCAGUCAUUGUCUUCAUGUCAUACUUCAUUCGGGAUAUGUUCCAGGUGACAUCCGAGAAAGAAGUCAUCUCCAAGCUCAGCACGUUGGUGCUAAUCGGCCAACUGCUGGGUGCUGUAGUGGCAGUGCCCAGCAGUCGGAUGUCGGACCACGUGGGCUGCAAACCCGCGGUCUACGUCUCCUGUGUGGUGCAAUGUAUCACCUUCCUCACCUUUAUCCUGGCACCAAUGCUGGCGUGGAAUGUGAUGCUCAUUGGGGCUUCCUUCUAUGGCCUUGGUUCCGGAUCCUACAUGAGUGUCGAUUAUGCCUUGGCUCUCAAGUGCUUGCCCUCCAACAAGGACCGCGCUCAAUCAUUCGGGCUGUGGGGCAUCGCAGGGUUCAUUGGUAGCUGCUUGGGACCCUUAGUCGCCGGAGGUGUUCUGUGGCUAUUCCCAGGUCCAGAUUCCACAUCUCUCCAUGCACCUCAGUUCCAGUACAAGGGCUAUGCCUUCGGCUUGCUGUUGGCGGGAUCCCUGCCCGCCCUUGCCGUGAUCCCGGCCACCAAGCAGAUCAUCCGGAAAGUCUGA